AUGCAACAAUUGGACACUGGAGAAGAAACCGCGCGAGUUUCGAUGAAGGGUUCAUCAUCAACACAUUGUCGAUACUGUAAGGCUGAUGACCAUUGGUCCGUGAGCUGCCCGUACAAAUCGAUGUACGCGAACGACGAAGAGGAUUCGGAGGCAACAAGAGAUCGCGAUGGAAAACUUGGGACAGCAAUGGGCGCACCAGGUCCGGGCAAGUACGUGGCUCCGGGUAUGCGUGGAGGAGAACGUAGCAUGUUGGGUAGUAGUAUGGAAAAGCAACGAUCCGACGAGAACACGUGCCGAGUGACGAAUCUACCGGAGGAAUGCGACGAAAUUGUUAGUUGUAGCGUUGGAGUGUCGUGA
Anisakis simplex (herring worm) is the source of this 357-nucleotide messenger RNA. The record is from the annotation of a GenBank genome assembly. Lineage: Eukaryota; Metazoa; Nematoda; Chromadorea; Rhabditida; Anisakidae.